UCCCCCGCUCUCUCUCUCGCUCUCGCUCUCUCUCUCUCUCUCUCUAAAAUGCAACAGGCGAUCCCGUGCAACGGCGGUCGGACGUGGUUUGCUCAGACGGCGGCGAGUAACGGCGUCGUUCACAUGGCGGUCAACGACCGUCCGUCCGUCGACGGGCCGUCGACGUCGUCCUCGUCGUCGGACGCUGGUGGCGGAGGAGGCGGCGGGGGGAUGGUGAGGCUGGUGGCCGAGAACCCGGUGCUGGUGGUGGGGCGGCGGGGAUGCUGCAUGUGCCACGUGGUGAAGCGCCUGCUGCUCGGGCUGGGAGUCAACCCGGCGGUGUUCGAGGUGGCGGAGGACGCCGAGGCGGCGCUGGUGGCGGAGCUGGCGGAGAUCGCCGCCGCCGCCGGGGGCGUUCAACAGCAGGUGCUGUUCCCGGCGGUGUUCAUCGGGGGUAGGUUGGUGGGUGGGCUGGAUCGGCUCAUGGCCGUCCACAUCUCCGGGGACCUCGUGCCAAUUUUAAAGGAAGCCGGAGCACUCUGGCUCUAAAAUUUCUCUCUUUAAUUAUAUGUAAUUCUUCUUCUCUUCUCUUUUUCUCCCUUUAAUUUCAAUUUUUCGUUUUGGUUUUGGAGUGUAAUUUUAUUUUAAUUAAGGUUUGAAGGGUGGAUGGUAGGGUGUCGAGCGUCUGAAAGGCCACAAUGCGUGUGGAUCAGGGAGAAACAGGAUUUUUAUUUAAGAGGGGCGGAUCUUUUUGUUCUUUUUUUGUAAAUUACUAAAUUUUGUGUAAAAUAAUGUAGAUUAACAAAUGGUGAUCUCUACUGGCA
This is a messenger RNA of Phoenix dactylifera (date palm), 803 nucleotides long. Its product is annotated as monothiol glutaredoxin-S9-like. The record is from RefSeq and is a predicted model, not a curated record. NCBI's taxonomy places the organism in Eukaryota, Viridiplantae, Streptophyta, Magnoliopsida, Arecales, Arecaceae.